Puntigrus tetrazona (Sumatra barb) is the source of this 1085-nucleotide messenger RNA. RefSeq names its product biogenesis of lysosomal organelles complex-1, subunit 3 (gene bloc1s3). The record is from RefSeq and is a predicted model, not a curated record. Gene Ontology annotation, cellular component: BLOC-1 complex. The transcript is spliced from 2 exons. Bases 97 to 711 code for a protein of 204 amino acids. Lineage: Eukaryota; Metazoa; Chordata; Actinopteri; Cypriniformes; Cyprinidae.
GUGUUUUCUGGUGCUUCCUGUUUCAAACAGUUUCCUCGUGACGGAUCCUAUGACACUUUGAUUGUGGAUUAAAAAAACACCAGCAGGUGUGCAAUCAUGGCAAGCAACAAAUUCCAGAUCGUGGUGCAGGGAGAAGCUUCUGAGACCGACUCUGAUGAUGAAGUGUACAUCACCUCCGCUCCUCCUGUCCAUGCUUCGUUAUCAUCAUCAUCAUCAGGGAUGAAGGUGGCCGGAGAGGCGUCCGAGACUGACAGCGAGGACGAGGAGGAGAGAGCUCGCAGGCUGGCCUCAGAAAGCCAUCAACAGAUGCUCCGCAAAGACCUGCCUCCUCUCAUCGUGAUCAGAAACACACCUGCGACUGGGUCCGGGCCGGAGGACAGAUCGUCACCUGUGUCCAGACCUGACUCAGGUAGGUUUAACACGUUACUCCAGCAGAAACUUCAGGAGAGCAAUGCGCGGCUGUGCACGGACGUCAAUCAGAGCCUGAAACAGGUGUAUCAGAACGCAGCUCGGGACAUAAGACAGGCCACCGCUCACCUCAACAGCUCUCAGACAGGCAUCAUCAACGCCUCCCACAGCAUUAGACUCAUACUAGAGGACCUGAAGUCGGUGUCUGAAAAGAUCGACAUCAUCACCAGCUGUCAUCUGCUGCCGGACAUCACCAUGCCAAACCCGCUGUCUGAACAACCCCAGUCAAGUGCAUGUAUAUAAAAUCACAAAUUCUGAGCAGCGUUAUCGCUUAAUAUGUGCCUGCUCUCUGCUGUUGGAGGUCCAGUAUUAGCCACAGCUUGGAGACAUUUUCAUGAAUUUAUUGUGUGCUACAUAUCAAUAGUAUUUGACCAACGUGGUCAUAAUUAUCUGUUAUUAUCAAUUAAUAACAUAAAACUAUGUUUGGAGUUAUGCACUGAGGAAUUAAAUUCUGUAAGUAAAAAAAAAACACUCUAAUGUGUACUCUAAAUUUUUUUUCUCUUUAACAUUUAAAUUUUAGAUGAAUCUGUAAAAGAAAGUGUAUAUUUUAGGGGAUAUAACUCGUCACCACGUUUUUUUAAAUCACGUUUUUCAAUUUAUGUUUAUAUUAAAUACAG